Molecule: messenger RNA, 1882 nt
Organism: Centruroides sculpturatus (bark scorpion)
Lineage: Eukaryota; Metazoa; Arthropoda; Arachnida; Scorpiones; Buthidae
Product: sperm-associated antigen 6-like
Exons: 11
Coding region: 75-1778 (567 amino acids)
Biological process (GO): cilium movement
Cellular component (GO): microtubule cytoskeleton
Molecular function (GO): microtubule binding
Source: RefSeq, a predicted model, not a curated record
CAAUAAUGAAUAAUUCCAUAUUAUUUAUAAACAAUUAAAAAUUGCGCUAAGAAACUAGCUGCUAUAAAUUUAAAAUGACUAUAACGAAAGGUGAAACUGAGUUAGAAAAAAAGCAGUUGAUUUUGCCUGUAUUCGAAGAAUAUCAAAAGGCUCGCUUAAAGUUUGCUCAAUCAAUAUCUGAUCUUGCAGCAAACCCAAAUGAUUAUGCUGCUCUAAAAGCUGCAGGAGCAAUUCCCUUGCUUUGUACAUUAUUCAUGGAUAUAAUGCCUACCAUACAACGAACAGCAAUUGUGGCAAUGGGAAGAUUAGCAUCCUAUAAUAUAGAUAUUGCUGAAGAAAUUAUUAGAAGAAAUAUUUUGCCUUUGUUAGUUGAGAAACUUAAGAAAGAAAGCAAUCGUAUCACUGAAAUCCCGAAUUCGGAACAACUAUAUAAACGUGCUGCUUCUUAUCUUCUUCGAUCAAUAUCAAAACAUGAUGUUAAUCUAGCUAAAAUAAUAGUUAAAACGAAUGCUUUAGAAGCUCUUCAAAUCUGUAUUAAGGAUCCUGAUCCAUUUGUGAAGGAAUCCGCCAUUCUGACUCUAGCCAAUAUUGCUAAGCAUUCUGAAGAAUUGGCUAUUGAAAUAGCUUCUGAAAAAUAUGAAUUAAUACCAAUGAUAAUACAGUCGAUCCAUGAUUAUGAUUUGCCAGUUCUAAGAGCAGUAGCUUCAGUUAUUUUUGAAAUCAGCAAACAUUCAUUUCAGUUAGUUUUGAUAUUAGAAAGAAAUGAAAUUAUUCCUGCUCUUGAAAAAUUAAUGGAACAAGACGAUCCAAAAUUAAUGAAUAUUCUAUUGCCUAUUUUAACUCAAUUAAGUCGCUAUGAAGAUAAUUUCGCGUUGAAAUUAGCUACAGAAACACAUUCCAUUGAAACUGCAAUUAAAGAAUUAAGUAAAGAAGAUAUAAACUGUCGUAAGAAUUGCUGUGUCUAUUUGUUAGAAUGUGUCAAACAUUCAGAAGAAUUGGCUCAGAAAGUGAUCGAUGAAGGAGGCAUAUCCAAAAUAAUAGAAUAUAUAAAGAAACAUGAACAAGAAUAUAGAAUUCCAGGUGUAAUGUUUCUGUGCAAUUUAGCAAUAAAAAAUGAAGAUAUGGCUGGCCUAAUCAUCAUGGAGAAGGCUGUAGAAGUAUUAUGCAUGAUAUUAGAGUCAGAUCCACUCGAAGAAUUGAAAGAAAUUGUUGUCAAAACGCUUGGUUAUCUUGGUAGUUAUAAUGCAAAAUUUACUAGAGAAAUAACAAAAACGGAUGCAAUUUUCUUGGUUGCCUCUCUUGCUGCAAAUCCAGUCUUAUAUCCUGAAAUAAAAUCAACAUGUAAUAAAUCAUUGAAAAGAAUGCUGAAGUAUUGUUUGCAUCUUCAAACUUUAGAGAAAAUUAUGGAUAUCGUACAAGAUGAUAUAUUAGAAUUAGUGUUAUUACAGUUUGCUAAGAUACUAAGAACAGAUGGUAAAUUGCGAAGACGAUUUAUCAUUUCUGGCACUUUUAAAAAAGUAGAAGAAAUGAAAUUUCCAUCCGGUUCGAAUGCUCGAAAUGCUAUUAAAUCGAUCAACUUAUGCUUCCCACCGGAUGUGAUCAGAUAUUAUACAACUGACUAUUUGGAUGAAUUGUUAUUGAAAGUAGAGAAUUUCGAACCAUUAACCCCACCGCCAUCAGAGCAAUCACUUGAAAUUUCUCUCUCGCAAAAAGAAAAUAUGUCAAUUAAUGAACAUGAGUCAAUUAAUGAACAUGAGUCAAUUAAUGAAUAUGAGUAACUACGAAUUUAAAAAAAUAAAUAAAUACAAAACAAACUUUUUAAAGUUUAUUUUGAAAAAUCGUAAAAUUCAAAUACAUUUAUAAAUUCAAAAUGUUUUAAAAU